This is a messenger RNA of Sugiyamaella lignohabitans, 318 nucleotides long. RefSeq names its product amino acid permease GAP1 (gene GAP1). The record is from RefSeq and is a predicted model, not a curated record. The transcript has a single exon. NCBI's taxonomy places the organism in Eukaryota, Fungi, Ascomycota, Dipodascomycetes, Dipodascales, Trichomonascaceae. Gene Ontology annotation, cellular component: membrane. Gene Ontology annotation, molecular function: amino acid transmembrane transporter activity. Bases 1 to 318 code for a protein of 105 amino acids. Gene Ontology annotation, biological process: amino acid transmembrane transport.
AUGUCUGGUGAAGACGAUUUAAAAAACCACUUCUCAAAUGAGGACUUUGGUAAGCAUGUCUCUGGAGCUGGCUCGGUAGAAAGAGUUGAGCUAUCACGAUGGCAGCGAAUCAAGGACUCGUUUAAGGAGGCAGAUUUGUCAGGAAUCGAUACUACUAAUAUGACCGACGUUGAGAAGGCUGCCAUUGCUACUGCCAAUUCUCCUUUACAACGUAGCUUAAAGGGCCGUCACCUGCAAAUGAUUGCUAUCGGUGGUUCCAUUGGUACUGGUCUGUUUGUUGGUAGUGGUAAAGUUUUAGCAGUCGGAGGACCAGCGUAA